AUGAAGUUGAAAUCUGCGGUUUUCCUCGCGACUGUUGGCCUAGCCACGGUCACUCUCGCCCACCCUGGCCACAACGAGCUGGAACAUCGUGACCUGGGCGUUCAGCAAUUCAAGCAGCGAGUUCGCCGGGACUUGGCCAGUUGCGCAGAAAAGCGCGAGCUCUCUGGUCUCAAUUCCCGUGCCGAAGCUCGCCGCAGAGCCACUGUGGACAAGUACCGCCGUCAGCUGAAGUCCAGGCGGGACACCACCACCAUCCUUGAUACGUCUCACUUGUACACAGGAUCGGACAUCACAGUUGACAGUGAUGAUAGCACGGUCUUCUCUGAUAGUGGGACAUGCGUGCUCAACCCCGAGGGUGAAGUCGGUCCCUUCUAUGUGCUGGGCGAAUUGAUCCGAGAGGAUGUGCGCGAUGACGAAGAGGGAAUUCCGAUCGUUAUUGAAGCUCAGUUCCUGGACGUCAGCACCUGUGAUCCUAUCGAGGGGGCCUACUGGGACAUCUGGAACUGCAACUCGACUGGAGUAUACUCCGGUGUUGUUUCCUCCGGCAACGGCAACACCGCAGACACUGGCAACCUAAACAAGACCUUCCUCCGCGGUGUCCAGGCGACCGACUCGGAUGGAGUCGCGACGUUCGAGUCCAUUUUCCCCGGCCACUAUUCCGGCCGUGCUACCCACCACCACGUGGUUCUGCAUCUGAAUGCCACAAUCCUCUCCAACGGUACCCUGACCGGUGGUACAGUCCCCCAUAUUGGCCAGCUGUUCUGGGACCAGAGCUUGAUUUCCAUUGUCGAGGCUACUUCCCCUUACAGCACCAAUACAAUUGAAAUAACUACAAAUGCCGAGGAUCGGGUGUUUCUCGUCGAGACGGAGGAUAGCACCUCGGACCCUGUGUUCGAGUAUGUUUAUAUUGGUGAUGACGUGUCUGAUGGCAUCUUUGGUUGGGUCACUAUUGCGGUCGACACGACGGCAGAGUAUACUCCGACCUACAGCUUUGAGUAUACCUCUUCUGGUGGUGAAGCUGUGAGUAGCUCUUCGAGUUCUGGCUCUGGUUCCGGCUCCAGCUCCGGCUCCGGCUCUGGUUCGGGCUCUGGCUCUGGCUCUGGUGGUUCAGGCAACGCUGGCGGAGCCGGGGGGGCAGGAGGUCACUAG
Molecule: messenger RNA, 1149 nt
Organism: Penicillium verhagenii
Lineage: Eukaryota; Fungi; Ascomycota; Eurotiomycetes; Eurotiales; Aspergillaceae
Product: intradiol ring-cleavage dioxygenase
Exons: 2
Coding region: 1-1149 (382 amino acids)
Molecular function (GO): ferric iron binding; oxidoreductase activity, acting on single donors with incorporation of molecular oxygen, incorporation of two atoms of oxygen
Source: RefSeq, a predicted model, not a curated record